Molecule: messenger RNA, 1767 nt
Organism: Brassica oleracea var. oleracea
Lineage: Eukaryota; Viridiplantae; Streptophyta; Magnoliopsida; Brassicales; Brassicaceae
Exons: 4
Coding region: 1-1767 (588 amino acids)
Source: RefSeq, a predicted model, not a curated record
AUGGGGUGUCCGUUAUGUGGGAAAAAUACAUAUAGCAAGUGGUUGAAGUUCAGUAGAAAACAUGUGUACAUGGGCCAUAGAAAGGGUCUGCCACCAAGUCAUAGUUUUAGAGGCAAGAAGAAAUGGUUUGAUGGAAAAGCUGAACAAGGGAGAAGGGGAAGAAUACUAACUGGUCGUGACAUUUCUCAAAACCUCAGAAAUUUCCACAAUGAUUUCGGAAAUUUCAAAUGUUCUGCAAGUAAGAGAAAAAGGGUUCAGUGUUCUGCUGAUGUAGGCUCAGAUUCUGAGGUUAUACCGAGUGAAUCAGAGGAAGAUGAAGAGGAAGAGGAAGAAGUACUAGUUGAUGAAGAUGAGUUAUCUAGAUGGAAGAAGAGGUCAAUCUUCUUCAAGCUACCUUAUUGGGAGGAACUCCCGGUUAGGCACAACUUAGAUGUAAUCCAUGUGGAGAGAAAUGUUGCUGCGAGUUUAGUUUCGACGUUGUUGCACUAUGGGAAAUCAAAAGAUGGUCUUGCGGCUCGCAAGGAUCUUGAGGACAUGGGUAUUAGGCCGGAGUUGCAUCCUAAAAUCCAGGGUAAACGAACCUAUCUGCCUCCAGCACCGUGGUCUUUGUCUAAAACAGAGAAGAAGAUCUUUUGCCGGCGUCUUUUUGACUUCAAAGGGCCAGAUGGAUAUUGUUCUAACAUAUCAAGAGGUGUUUCAUUAGAUGACUAUAAAGUCAGUGGUCUGAAAUCACAUGACUACCACGUCCUGAUGCAACAACUUCUGCCGAUUGCACUUAAAGGGUUGCUACCUAAAGGACCGAGGCUUGCAAUAUUUAGGUUAUGCGCUUUCUUCAAUCUGCUGUGUCAGAGAGUCAUUGACUGGGAGAAGCUUCUGGUUAUGGAAGCUGAGAUUGUUGAGACUCUGUGCUUGUUUGAAAGAUUUUUUCCUCCAAGUUUGUUUGAUAUCAUGCUCCAUUUGACUGUGCAUCUAGGAAGAGAAGCUCGGCUUGGUGGACCAGUCCACUUUAGAUGGAUGUACCCUUUUGAAAGGUACAUGAAAGUUCUCAAAGACUUUGUGAGAAAUCCUGCAAGGCCCGAGGGAUGCAUUGCUGAGUCCUAUCUAGCCGAGGAAUGUAUCCGGUUUUGCAGUGAGUUCCUGAAGAAGACAACAAAUGUCCAAGAGAAAGUGCCACUUGAUUCAACCGAACAUGAAGAAACACUUAAGUGGAUAGCUUAUGGGCCUCGUUGUUCUGCAAGGUCGUACACAGGAUUCAUAGUUAAUGGACAGAGGUUUCACACAAUAUCAGUUGAUAGGAAAAGUCAGAAUAGUGGGGUUUAUUAUGAGGCUUCAGCAGUUUGUAGAUCGAGUGCCAAAGAUACAUCUCAGGUCGUCGAUUUAGUAUCUUACUAUGGCAGAGUCACAUACAUCAUCUUGAUGGACUAUAAUGUCUUCUAUGUUCCUCUGUUCCGGUGUCAAUGGGCAGUAAAGGGUAAUGGAGUGAAGAUUGAAGAUGGUUUUACACUUGUCAACAUGAAUCAAAGUCAAGCAUCCUUUGCAAGUGACCCGUACAUACUAGCAUCUCAAGCAAAGCAAGUAUUUUACUCUAGGGAAGAUGAGUCAUCAAAUUGGUAUAUUGUCAUGAGAGGUCCUUCUAGAAGAUACAGUAAGGAAGAUAUUCAAGAGGGAAAUGCAGACAUUGGGCCAUUGCCAUCAAAUUUUGACAUGGAUGUCGACAUGGAUGAAGCUGAGAAUGCGAGAACUGAUUGCGAAGGGAUAUAUGUGUGA